AUGGACCUCAGCCAGCUCGAGGAGAUGCUACAGUUUGCGAAAACGUCGUUCAUAAUUCCCGUUUCUACGAUGUGCGACGAGUUCAAAUAUGCCAUCGUCUGCGCCCUGCCCAUCGAAUUCGACGCGGUCUUGCUCGCAUUGGACGAAUGGUACAAUGGCCCGAUUGGGCAACACAAGCAAGACCGCAACUCGUACACGACCGGGCAAAUCGAUAACAUCAAUAUCGUGGUGGCAAUCGGGGAGAAGGGGAACACCAGCGCGGCGUGCGUGGCGUCCGAUAUGCGCGUCAGUUUCGAGAACCUCUUGCUUACCCUCGUCGUGGGGGUCUGUGGUGGCGUGCCCCUCGCGUGCCAAGAUGAGGAGAUGAUACUCGGCGAUGUAGUCAUCAGUAACAGCAUCAACCAGUAUGACUUUGGCAAGUUGCGCGGGGACGGAGAAAUCCAGGCGUAUAGUGGGACCAAAGACUUCACUACAAAGCUCAAUCAAAGAUAUCGAUCGAUUUUACGACACAUGGAUACAUAUCAUGCUAGAGUCGAGUUAGAGACCAAAGUCGCCACGAGGCUUCAGUGGAUCCAGGGCAAGAUAGCCCCGGAAAGAAAACUAGCAAAAGCAUAUCAAUACCCUGGAGCAGCCAACGACAGGCUCUACGAGGCCGCAUAUGAGCACAAGCACCGCGGAAGCCCCGACUGCAUCUGCUCUUCCGAGCUCAAGAUAUGUGAAGCCUCGCAAAAGAUGUCGUGCCUAAACCUCGGGUGCGACGAAGGUCGCCUCGUGUCACGGAUGCGACUCGACGAUAUUCAAAAGCUGGAACGCUCGGACAACCAGAAGCAGGAAGCGCAGGCGCGUUCCAUCAUAGUCGGAAUGGUGGGGUCCGCCAACUCCUUGGUCAUAUCUAGCAAGCAUCGCGAUGCGCUGGUGCAACAAGGCAUCGUCGCGGUAGAGAUGGAGGGCGCCGGCGUGGGACACGAUACCCAGACCAUCAUCGUUAAGGGAGUGAGCGACUACGCAGACAGCCACAAGAACAAAGACUGGCAGGGCUUCGCUUCCAUUCAAGCGGCCUCCGUCGCGAGGGAGCUACUCAUUUUCGUCGAGCGGCAGAACCAAGCCGGCCAAGCAGAAGGGGAGAUACCAACUGCCUACAACUCCUACAGCAAGGAUUACGCAACGCGCCUACUGCGCGAACUCGAGCCGAAUUACCCGACCGUUUUCGAAGCUGCUAACCGUAUGGCGCUGUGCCUGUACAAAUACCCUGAUCAGCAAAGCAGGCCCCUUUUGCCCAGUGACAAACCUCAUCAAGAGCUGGAGGAUCAUGAGCUAGACAGCCUCCAAAACGCGCAAGAUUUCAGUGUGGCCAGUGAGCCUUACGCUGGCGACCGGAGGCGGCUAAUUAUUCAGGCAAGGCUCACGCGGUUUAUCAUCGACGUUCGCAUGGAGGAGAAGAAAAGCCCGGGGGAGGUUGGACUUUGGUCAAAAACGCAAGCUCGUCGAUAA
Messenger RNA from Parascedosporium putredinis, 1491 nucleotides. NCBI's taxonomy places the organism in Eukaryota, Fungi, Ascomycota, Sordariomycetes, Microascales, Microascaceae. The record is from the annotation of a GenBank genome assembly.